UGCAGGAGUCACCCUGUGCCAUGAGACUCGCUAGUUUAAUUAAACCGCUGCUGUUGCGCUUAAAUAAAAACAGAUGCCGCCUUUCUGCACAACAAUAUGCAACAAGUGUUGCGAACGAGGAAUACGCACUUGAUACCAAAGAGUUUAUAGAUUUUAAGAAACAAUUGCGACAACAAAACGUAUACAACAAGGAUGGACACACGUGCCUGCAACUUGAAUGCCGGCUGUGCGAACGUUUGCCGGCUGCAGCAACAACAACAACAGCAACGCGUUCAUCGCAUUUACCAAUUGCUUACAUAAACAAAAGAACUGGUGCCUUUAUUUGCCCUAGUUGCGAUGUGAAGGCAACUCUCUCGCAGGCUCUGGCAGCCUAUCAGACACCGCCGGCCGCUGGAUAUCAGCGAGCACCAAUGAAUAAAUCACUCUACAAAUCACGUUACCCCAAUCUCGUGAGCGUCACAACGGAGGCUUGCGAAGCGCUCGGACUGAAGGGCUUAAAGGAAGCGCAACUGAACGCCAUUGGUGCCCAGUAUGAGUCCGAACAGCAUCUGUUGCACUUUGCGCUGCGCAAUGCGACACAAACGGUGGUCGGCGAGAAGGUGCUGAACCUCAGUGAUCGCAGCGAGCUCACAUUCCAGGGCAGUGUAAGUUCUGGCCUGCUCAUUCACGGCGCCGCCAACAAGAGCAAAGCUGUGCUUGUGAGCAAUCUGCUCGAUUUCAUAGUGCUGGCCACGCAGAACAUUGAAACCCAUUGCAUCGUCUGCUUGCCGUAUGCGUUGCAAGUGUUGCCGCAGGAGUGUCUGCCUGGGCUGGAGCGUUUCAAGGAGCUGGUCUUCUGGCUGCACUAUGAUGCCACCCACAGUUGGGAUGCGGCACGCGCAUUCGCUCAGAAAAUGGAUGAGAAGCGCUGCCUGCUGAUACGACCCACGGAAACGGAGCCGGCACCGCAUGUGGCACUCCGACGUCGCCUCAACAUGCGCCACAUAUUGGCCAAGGCGACGCCGGUGCGCCACAAGGCGAUAACCACAUUCAAUGCCCUGCGCAACGAUAUACUCAGUGAGCUGCAGAACAUCGAGAAGGUGAAUGGCGUCAAAUGGAAACGUUUUCCGGUGCUCAACAAGCUGCUCAAGGGUCAUCGCAAAGGUGAGCUGACCAUAUUGACGGGUCCAACGGGCAGCGGUAAGACGACGUUCACUAGCGAAUACUCGCUGGAUCUGGCCAUGCAAGGGGUUAACACACUGUGGGGCUCCUUUGAGAUACGCAACACGCGACUGGCGGCGACCCUAUUGCGUCAAUUUGUUGGCUAUCCCCUGGAUGAUAAACUGCAUGAAUUUGAGCAUUGGGCCAGCGAGUUUGAGCGAUUACCACUGUACUUUAUGACCUUUCAUGGGCAGCAGCCACUCAAGCCGGUGCUGGAGGCCAUUGAGCACGCUCAGUACGUCCACGAUAUAUCCCACGUGAUUAUUGACAAUUUACAGUUUAUGAUGGGCGUUUCAUCCUAUCGUGGCGAUAAGUUUUGGGAACAGGACUCGAUUAUAGCGGCGUUUCGAGCCUUUGCCAGCAAGCAUAAUGUGCACGUCACACUGGUUAUGCAUCCGCGCAAGGAACGACAGGAGGAUGAGUUGACGACGAGUUCAGUAUUUGGCACAGCCAAGGCCACCCAAGAGGCGGACAACGUGCUCAUCAUACAGGAUAAACGGCUGACAGCGGUGCGUGGCAAGAAGUAUCUGCAAGUUGCGAAGAAUCGCUACAGCGGCGACCUGGGCAUCAUGCCCUUGGAGUUUGAUAAGGAUGCUCUCAGCUACUCCAGCUCAGUGCAGAGUGCCAAGCGGCGACGGGAAAAAGCAUCACCAACAGCAGACAGCAGCUGACAUCGAUUCUAAUGUAAUGUUUAAAUAAUUUAACUUAGUUUAAGCGUUGAACUAUUUGUAAAUGCUUAUUAUCAAGUACCAUCUUAAUGUCUAUCCUAAUAUUUAUCGACAAAAUUUUUUACAUCCACAAAGGGCGAAGGUCUUUAUAAUAACCAAGACAAACAAUGUGUUUCUGUAUAUAAACCAGGUCAUAUCUUAGUCGUGUCCUUGAUAGUCUUUGGUUCUUAAAUUAACUCGUUAACCUUGAAUGCAGUUCGAUUGAGGAAGUCAUUGCCAUUCUAACACAUCGUGUCCUUAAAAUAUCUAAGGAUUUGGCCG
Drosophila grimshawi is the source of this 2189-nucleotide messenger RNA. It is a transcript of the gene mtDNA-helicase, whose product is annotated as twinkle protein, mitochondrial. Bases 21 to 1871 code for a protein of 616 amino acids. NCBI's taxonomy places the organism in Eukaryota, Metazoa, Arthropoda, Insecta, Diptera, Drosophilidae. Gene Ontology annotation, molecular function: 5'-3' DNA helicase activity; single-stranded DNA binding; ATP binding. The transcript has 3 exons. Gene Ontology annotation, cellular component: mitochondrion. The record is from RefSeq and is a predicted model, not a curated record. Gene Ontology annotation, biological process: mitochondrial DNA replication.